Molecule: messenger RNA, 3320 nt
Organism: Manihot esculenta (cassava)
Lineage: Eukaryota; Viridiplantae; Streptophyta; Magnoliopsida; Malpighiales; Euphorbiaceae
Exons: 12
Coding region: 151-1491 (446 amino acids)
Source: RefSeq, a predicted model, not a curated record
CAAUUCCCCAGCACUGAGUAGCUAUGACAGAGAUUUUGAUGGGGUAAUUACACUAAAACCUCACACAAACGCACUCUUCGAUUGUCAUAUUCUCCGCAUCUGAGUCUCUCUCUCUCUCUCUCUCUCUCUGUCACAUGCACUGAGUCUCUCAUGGUGAUCGCGGCUGCUUCUUCCCUCUCCUUAGGUCAUUCCCACUGUCAAUUAUGCCAUGCAGAUGGUUUUUCUUGCUCAACAUCAUAUAGGGUCACAAGCACUUGGAUCAAAUCUCCCAUUGACAGUCGCAAACCUUCUGAUUGUUCCAGCAUAAGUUGCAGGUACAGUAGUCCUUAUUUUGGAACACAAUUCCAUUGGUCAUCUGCGGGACGUGAUCAUUGCCUUUGGAAAGUUUCUGUUGCUGCAGAUUACUCUGAUUCAGUUCCUGAUUCAUCUAGUUACACAAAUGAGAGAAGUUAUCAUCCACUUGAAGAUAUCAAAGUCAAUAGAAGGACCCGGGAAACUCAGCUUACCUCUGCUGAAAUGGCUAGGACAACUGUUGAGGCUAACAACAGUGCUUUGCUGGUGUUUCCGGGAACAAUACACAGUGAACCACAUGAACAAAUUUCAUGGGCAGAUUUUCAAUAUGUAAUUGAUGAUUAUGGAGAUAUAUUUUUUCAAAUUUUUGAUGACAAAAACAUCUUACAAGAUCCUGGAGCUAGUAAUCCUGUGAAUUGUUUGAUUGGGAUAGAUAUUCCGAUGUAUGAGAAUAAAAGGGUAGCCAGUGAGUAUGAUGUUUUUGAUGUCAGCAGUGUAGACGAUAUUCCAUUUGAUGAUGACUACUUUGAGAUAGUGGAGCCUGAAAUGUCUGAUGUUCCAGUUGAUUGGGGGAUGCCAGAUACUUCCAGCUGGAUCCAUCCUAUGUAUUUUGCCAAGUGCUUGACAAAGGCGAUUGAUAUGGAAUAUGAUAGAAAAAUGGACAAUCCAUCAAAUGGUGUUUCCAUUGUGGGGUGCCUCAGACCUGCUUUUGCCGAUGAAGAAUCAUACUUAAGAAGGUUGUUUCACUUUGAAGAUAAUGAUGAGUAUUAUUCCAACUGGAAAGAUGCUGAAAUUUUGAGCUUUAGCCCCAAAACAAAUGGAAGCAGGACAAGCUCAACUAUUUAUCGGUUGGAGAUCAUGAGGAUUGAGCUAUUCUCUGUAUAUGGCAUUCAGUCUGCAAUUGGUUUAGAAGAUUUUCAAGAUGCUGAACCUGAUAUCCUUGCACACUCUACUUCCGCAAUUCUGGAACACUUUAGUGAGAAGGGAAUCAGGUGCAAUGCUGCUCUUAAAGCUCUUUGCAAGAGAAAGGGUCUUCCUGCUGAGGGAGCUAGUUUGAUUGGGGUUGAUAGCCUUGGCAUAGAUGUCAGAAUUUUCUGUGGUGUGGAAGUACGAACUCAUCGUUUUCCCUUCAAAGUCCGGAAGCUCAAUUCAAUACACAGAUGUUACAAUUACAAUAAUACCAUACAGACUUUUACUUAGGUAACCAGUUAGAAAAAAAAACUGAUUUUAUUCCUGAUGAUCCCUGCCUAUAUGUUCAGUGGAUAUUCUUCUUUAAAUUUUGCAUCCAAUAAGUUUAAAAUUAUAUUUAACAGUAGCCCAAAGGUGGUCUGACUUAUGCUUUUGUUAUUAUUUGGUAUUCUUAUUUACAAGAUGCAACAUCAAAAUGAUAUUUUCCUUGAUAUAAUCCCCCAUUCUCCCAUUUUCUCCUUUCAAAAUUUUGGUCACUCCCAUCUUGCUCAUCAGCUGAUUUAUAUCCGCCUUUCAACUUUUUUUGUAGUUUGAGAAUCCUAUUACUGAAUCCUUGAAAUUUACUGCAUGUCACUGUUUGCGUGCAUUAAAGUACUGUGGCAAAAUUAAACAGCUUUCCUGCUUGUCCCCAUAUUGAUUUCAUUGAAACCUGCAAAGUUGCAUAAAACUAAACUUGAUUUCCCAUAGGGACAAUGUAAAUGAGCUGAGGGUGCAUAGAUAGAGAAUCAUCACCUAACCCUCUGCAAACAGAGAGCCAGCUGCCAAACUUAUUCAGUUCCUUAUGGGGGAGAAAUUUCCCUGCUUGGAAUUUUUUUCUUUAUGCCUGUUCUAUUACCAGCUUUGGAAAUGUCUCAAUUAGCCUCUCCUAGCUAGAUUAUCAUGAUACUGGAUUGUCCUUUGGUAUUCGUCCUACACCCUCUAUAUUCUAUACUUGUUUCUUCAUUGAUGCUCUUCCCAUUUAUCUAUGUCUAGCUUUCUGAACCAAAUUUACACCACUUUUUGUUCUUUAACUCAUUUGGUUUUCAUGUUUGCACCUCGAGUCUGCUUUGGAAGUUCUAUAUUCCAUUCAUCCAUUUCAUAUAAAAUUGCCUGCUUUUGUAGGAGUACAAGAUAAUAGGACAGUCUUCUGUCGCUUGGUGCAAGUUUGUUGAUAUUAUGAGUUGUUUUAAUAAGGUGUACAAAAUGUCACGGUUGAUAUGCAAAUUCUUAAAUGCUGAAUACAUCUUUACACCCCCUAAGCUUUACCAAAAAAAUUUCCCUGUUAUCUUCAAUUUUGAAAACUGACACACUCGAACUAUCUAAAAUGGAUAAGAUGACCUCGUGAUUCUAGUCAGCAGAUAGUGUGAAUCUUUUGAAACAUUUUUGGAUUAAUUUGAAUCCAAAGAGGAGACUAUUUGGUGUAGGAAAUAUGAGAUAAAAAUGUAUGCUUUAUAUAUAUAUAUAACUAUUGUUAGAUUAUUGAUUGCUAAAAGUGAAUUUGAGCAUGUGAACGUUGUUCAUCUACCUUGUACUAGGAUUGCAAAAUCUUAAUUCAAUAUUUAAAUGUUUGGAUAUGUCACUAAACAUUUUUAAAAUUCAGAAUGUCAUAAGGUCCUUUUUGGUAAAGUUCAAAGUUUUGAUAUAUUCAGCCAUUUUUAAAGUAUGAUGGAGAAUUUUGACAAUUUGUCCCAACACCCCUCCCUUGACCUGAAACCAGUCAAUUUUCAUAUGGGGCGGGGUUGGGAAGAAGGUUCCCACAUAUAAUUUACUUUUUAAUAAAUAAAUUAUAUUUUAUUUUGAUAAAUUGAAAUAAUAAUAAGAAAAGGAAAUCCCUGCUGGGAAAUCUGCUCCACCUGUUCCUUGGCGGGAAAUUCCCCGCCCGACCUGAAGUCUCUGCAGCGCAGUGAUGGGAGGAGUGAUUCCCACCCCUGACAUUGGCUUAUUGCCAUUGCUAUUUGUGGUUGCACAAAUGUGCUCUUUGAUUUGAAAUGGAGGGUAUUUAAUAGUGAAAGUUUGUGUAUUUUGGUUUGUUUUAAUAUAAGUUAUUUAGCACAAAAAUUGAUUGUUCUUGCUUGGCGGAU